Lemur catta (Ring-tailed lemur) is the source of this 1710-nucleotide messenger RNA. Its product is annotated as squalene monooxygenase-like. Gene Ontology annotation, biological process: sterol biosynthetic process; cholesterol metabolic process. The record is from RefSeq and is a predicted model, not a curated record. Lineage: Eukaryota; Metazoa; Chordata; Mammalia; Primates; Lemuridae. Gene Ontology annotation, molecular function: flavin adenine dinucleotide binding; squalene monooxygenase activity. Gene Ontology annotation, cellular component: membrane; endoplasmic reticulum.
AUGGGGAAAAGGCUUGCAGAAAGCAAGAGCUGUAGAGGCUUGGUAGCCUCCACUCAUAUUUCAAAGGAUGAAAAGCCUGGAGGCCCAGCGGGAGCUGGGAGGGAGGCCAGCGAGGAGGCCGGCGAGGAGGCCGCACGUGAGGCCGGCGAGGAGGCCGGCGAGGAGGCCGUGGGGAGCCGCCGCCACCGCUGCAGUCCGAGGUCUCUCUGGAUGGAGCCUGCCUUUUGCUGGCGGAGAAGAUUGUACUGUACCCGCCAAGAAAGAGAUGUGCUGCAGCACAGAAAAGGAACCAAUAUUUCAGAAACAAUCUUAACGGGAGCAGCUGCCUCUACAUUAAUAUCUUCCCAAAGUGAUCCCAAAGUUAUCAUCGUGGGAUCUGGUGUACUUGGCUCUGCUUUGGCAGCGGUGCUUUCCAGAGAUGGAAGAAAGGUGACCGUGAUUGAGAGAGAUUUAAAAGAGCCUGACAGGAUAGUUGGAGAAUUUCUGCAGCCAGGUGGCUAUCAAGUUCUUAAAGACCUUGGUCUUGGAGAUACAGUGGAAGGUUUUGAUGCCCAGGUUGUACAUGGCUACAUGAUUCACGAUCAGGAAAGCAAGCCAGAGGUUCAGAUUCCUUACCCUCUGUCAGAAAACAAUCAAAUGCAGAGUGGAAGAGUUUUCCAUCAUGGAAGAUUCAUCAUGAGUCUCCAGAAAGCAGCCAUGGCAGAGCCCAAUGUAACGUUUAUUUAAGGUGUUGUGCUACAGUUAUUAGAAGAAGACGAUGCUGUGAUAGGAGUUCAGUACAGGGAUAAAGAGACUGGAGAUAUUAAGGAACUCCAUGCUCCCUUGACUGUUGUUACAGAUGGGCUUUUCUCCAAAUUCAGGAAACACCUGGUCUCCAAUAAGGUUUCUGUUUCAUCUAAUUUUGUUGGCUUACUUAUGAAGAAUGCACCACAGUUUAAAGUAAACCAUGCUGAACUUAUUUUAGCUAAUCCAAGUCCAGUUCUCAUCUACCAGAUUUCAUCCAGUGAAACUUGAGUACUUGUUGAUGUUCGAGGAGAAAUGCCAAGUAAUUUAAGAGAAUACAUGGUUGAAAAAAUUUACCCACAAAUACCUGAUCACUUGAAAGAACCAUUUCUAGAAGCCACUGAGAAUUCUCGUUUGAGGGCCAUGCCAGCAAGCUUCCUUCCUCCUUCACAAGUGAACAAACGAGAUGUCCUUCUUUUGGGAGAUGCAUAUAACAUGAGGUAUCCUCUUACUGGUGCAGGAAUGACUGUUGCUUUUAAAGACGUAAAACUGUGGAGAAAACUGCUAAAGGGUAUCCCUGACCUUUAUGAUGAUGCAGCUAUUUUCCAGGCCAAAAAAUCAUUCUAUUGGACAAGAAAAACAUCUCAUUCUUUUGUUGUGAACAUCCUUGCUCAGGCUCUUUAUGAAUUAUUUUCUUGCACAGAUGAUUCCCUGCAUCAGCUAAGAAAAGCCUGUUUUCUUUAUUUCAAAUUUGAUGGAGAAUGUGUUGCUGGUCCUGUUGGGCUGCUUUCUGUAUUAUCUCCUAACCCUGUGGUUUUAACUGGACACUUCUUUGCUGUUGCAGUCUAUGCCAUAUAUUUUUGCUUUAAAUCGGAACCUUGGAUUACAAAACCCCGAGCCUUUCUCCGUAGUGGUGCUGUAUUGUACAAAGCGUGUCCUGUAAUAUUUCCUUUGAUUGACUCAGAAAUGAAGUGUAUGGUUCAUUAA